This is a messenger RNA of Dioscorea cayenensis subsp. rotundata (Guinea yam), 3185 nucleotides long. RefSeq names its product pentatricopeptide repeat-containing protein At3g26630, chloroplastic-like. The transcript has a single exon. NCBI's taxonomy places the organism in Eukaryota, Viridiplantae, Streptophyta, Magnoliopsida, Dioscoreales, Dioscoreaceae. The coding region runs from base 227 to 1711 and encodes 494 amino acids. Gene Ontology annotation, molecular function: protein binding; RNA binding. Gene Ontology annotation, biological process: RNA modification. The record is from RefSeq and is a predicted model, not a curated record.
AUUAAAUAUAUAAAUAUAUAUAUAUAGUUUAUACUUCUCUGAGGAUGAGGCAUGAUUCUAAGAAGCAUGUGUGGUUGUAGGCUCUUCAACAACAGUAAGCGGGUCGACGAGUAUGCGGAUCCACAAAUAUUCGACCCGAAUCCGAAAACCAAAAAAAUAAUUAAUAAAUGAAAUCUAAUCUCAUGAACCGGCGGCGAGCAUCGCCCGAUCUCUGUUUCUUCCUCCCAUGAUCUCUUGCCUCCCUUCCAUCCCUGACCCGCUCCCCAUCGACGCCGCCGGCGACGUUCGUUUCCGGUCAUCUUCUGCCGGACCUCGUCCGCCCGUCGCUCUCCGUCUCCUCAAUCAAACCCGGACGUUGUCCCAGCUUAAACAAGCCCACGCCUACAUCCUCCGCCAUGGCCUCGCCCACAAUCCCGCCGUCGUUGCCGCUCUCCUCCGCCUCUAUUCUUCCCAUCGCCGCCUUGACCUCGCCUCCGCGGUCUUCUCUCCCACCGUUGCAACCGCCAACACUUUGCAUUGGAACUUGAUGAUCCGCGCUAACGUCUCUAAUGGCUCUCCUGUCGAAGCCCUCCGGCUCUACAAUCUCCUCAUCUCCGAAGGUUCUCCAUCGCCAGACAAAUUCACCUUCCCCUUCGCCAUCACUGCCUGCUCCGCACUUACCCACCUCCCCAAAGGCAUGGAACUCCAUUCCCUCGCAAUCAAAGCCGGCUUCUCCGACGACACCUACGUCCAAAACGCUCUUAUCCAUCUCUACUUCACUUGUGGCUCAACCGACUAUGCCCGCAGGGUGUUCGACAGAAUGACCAUGAGAACAGUCGGCUCAUGGACUGCUCUAGUCUCAGGGCUCGUGGGUCUCGGUGAUCUGGAUGCUGCUAAGCAAGCAUUUGAUGAAGCGCCGGACAAAAAUGUGGUGACUUGGACAGCGAUGAUCGAUGGGUUCUCGAAGAAUGGGCGGCCAGACGAAGCAUUCGAGCUUUUCCAUAGCAUGCAAGCGCACAAUGUGAGGCCGAACGCGUUCACAGUCGUCGCACUACUCAUCGCUUGCAAUGAGUUAGGGAGCCUGCAUUUGGGGCGCCGGGUUCACGACUACGCCCGGGCGAACAGCGAGCUCUCUACAAACGUCUACGUUGGCACAGCGCUUAUAGAUAUGUACAGCAAAUGUGGUAGCUUGAUGGAUGCUGUUAAGGUGUUUGAUGAAAUGCCUGUGCGUAGCUUGGCUACUUGGAAUUCAAUGAUCACAAGCAUGGGCGUGCAUGGCCGUGGAGCUGAAGCCAUUGCAUUGUUCAGGGAGAUGGAAAGGUCCGGACUGAAGCCUGAUCGGAUUACGCUAUUCGGAGUUGUGUGCGCAUGCUCGAGAGCGGGGAUGGUUGAAGAGGCUUGUGAACUGUUUAAAUACUUGGUUCGAUGUUACCGAAUUGAGCCGGAGCUGGAGCAUUAUAAGUGCAUGGCUGAGCUAUUAGGUUCGGCCAUUGUGAAUGGAAAGGAAGAUGAGAUUGUUGAUUUGGUUAGGAAGUUAAUUGGGGUGAUGGAUGAUGCUGGGGUGCAGUUGAUGCUUGAAGCUUGUAGAUAUCAUGGUGAUGUCAAGCUUGAAGGAGUUGUUUCUAGUUGCAUUCAUGAGGUUGAGAUUUCAAAAGAAGGUGGUUCAAGUAAGACCCAACUGCAGCAGCAGCAGCAGCAGCAGAAGCUUUGUUUUUCCUGGGAAGUGGGCUAAUGCUGUCGAAUGACUUUUGGGGCCUUAAAGACUUCUUUAUGAUUUAUUUUUAGUAUUUCAACCUGUAUAAUAAUCAUUGGCCUUGAUAUGGUAAAGCCCUCUCUUGUACACUUAAAGUUUAAAUAGAGAUUGGGUGAGAGGAAUCAAUAGAGACUUUGACAAGAUAAGAAAAUGGAUUCAAAUUUAUUGUGCAGAGACUUUGGAUUACAGUUUAAAUCAUGUUAUUUUCAGGAAAAAAAAAAUUUACAGAUUUGCAGUAUCAUGUACAUGUUAUAAAACAAGUAAUAGAAUGCAGUUGCAUCAGCUUCAAUUGCAAUGGAUAGAUUACAUCCACAAUCAGUAAGAGAUGCGAAGCCUAUGCCAGAAUAAUGCCGCAGUUUAAGAAAUACUAAAAUAAUCAGUAGAAUUUUUCAACAUAAUGUUUCCUGUUCAUGAACAUUGCAUUUCAGUCAUAAAAGAAUGACCUCACACUCAGAAUAAGAAAUAAAAGAGUGCCACAAAAAGUUCAACUCAUUUGAUAGUCAAGAUAAAACCCUGCAGGACCACAACCCCAUCUAAUUUUAAUUAUAGACAAUGCAAGAUCGAGAGAAAGUUCUUAGGCGACAAAAUUAAUAUGGUCCCUACCUCUCAAAUAAGGCAAUUAUCCAUCACAUCUAACAUAAAAGAAAAAUCAAUGACAUAGGACUUGUAGAAAAAAAAAACCACCAAGAACCAGUUCAUGAUCACCCUUUGCAGGUGUAUAAAAAAUGCUUCCCAUGACUGAUCACUUUCAAUUUGCCAAUACUUAUUAAUGACUUUCUAGACUUGUACUGAGAUUGCAGACAAAUCACCAAAACCACCCGAAACUAAUCAAUCGAGCCAACAAUCUCUCCUUUGCAAUCCAUAUGUCUCACCCAAUUUUUGUACUUGUGGAGGAAACACCACAUAACUCAUUUACACCAAAGUAAAGCUCCUUCUAUUCAGACAAAAGAACAUGGCAGAGAUCUCCAAUACAAUCUCAAAGAUAUGAAUUUACCACCUCUGAUUCAUAGGUGAGCCAAAGUGGCUGUCAACCACAAGAUGAGCUCACAGAGUAGUGCCUUGAAAACUGAAGUUCUUUCAAUGGACCAGAUCAUCUUAAGUCAGCCAGAUAGAAAAGAUGCCUACAAUGGAAUGGUUCUGGAAGAAACAUGAUACUUUCAAAUAAAAAAUUAAAUUGGCAAAGUUUCAAAUUUUAAAAAGACAAGUGAAAAUAUGAAUGAUUUGCUUGCAUCAUGAUACUAUAUUAUUUCUGCAUUCUGGAAAAGUCCCAUGGCUCAGAGCAAACAGAAUUAGUCAAGACAAAUCAUCAGAUUAUCAAUCAAAACUUGAUGCAUUAUGCACAAAAAAAUAAUAUAAAAUAAAGAUCAGCUAAACUGAUCAACAAACAUCACCAAAUUUUGUAUGAACAUCUAAUACUAUUCAUGUGCAUGACAAAUAAAAUACAGAGUUAAUA